Messenger RNA from Loxodonta africana (African savanna elephant), 3395 nucleotides. RefSeq names its product phospholipase B domain containing 1 (gene PLBD1). The transcript is spliced from 11 exons. The coding region runs from base 705 to 2225 and encodes 506 amino acids. The record is from RefSeq and is a predicted model, not a curated record. NCBI's taxonomy places the organism in Eukaryota, Metazoa, Chordata, Mammalia, Proboscidea, Elephantidae. Gene Ontology annotation, molecular function: glycerophospholipase activity.
CAAGAUAUAAACUAAAGAGUCUUGAAAGACUUCAAAAGUAAUAUGAAAAAAAAAAUAUGAAGAGAGGUUUAAUUUUGUUUUGUUUCAUAACCCCUUUUCUGUGUUGACCUUGUGCAAGAGUAAGGUAGGGCUCCAGGGAAGGCUUCUCAAAAUAGGUUAGUGAUUCCUGUUACCCCACCUUCCAUCAGCAAGUAUGCGCAACUACCAGGAGAUUUCAAAGUCUUUGCUUUCACAACUCUCCCACCUAUCCUCCUCAAAUCUUUAGUCUUUUAAGCUGCAGACCUCUGGGGCCAGAAGUGAUGCACACCCAGGCUCCUAGCUCUUGAUUUAGCUGCACUUCCUGUUUUAUCCGGGCUACUGUUGUUACAGAGGUGGCAUUGCUGCCACUUUUCGUCCAGGGAGACGGCUGAUGCAGACAUACCUGGGAGAAGAUAGAAAGUGCCCCAGAAAUGGAAAUGGCUUUUGUGUCUAGAAUGCUGGCUGAAAUCUUUCUUCCCUUCCUGCUCUUCUUUGGAACUCUUCGGAUUAUUUUAAAUGUUUCUGUAGGCGUCGGGGCAGCCUGAGGGAAGAGGUGGAGACAUAGUUUUUCUGAAGACAGGGCACUGCUUAUUCAAGAAGAUAUCUCCUUGCACCUGUUUUUAAACAGAGUUCCCGCACUGUGAACUGACUCCGUGCCAGAAGUCCACUAUGCAACUGUGUACUGGAUGAGUUCUGAAAAGACAAUGCAAGUCAAAGAUGUACUGGACAAGAAAGGGGAUGCCUAUGGCUAUUACAAUGACUCUGUGCUAACUACAGGCUGGGGCGUCCUGGAGAUCAAAGCGGGGUAUGGUUCUCAGGCCCUGAGCAAUGAUAUCAUCAUGUUUGCAGCCGGCUAUUUGGAGGGUUACCUCACUGCCCUACACAUGUAUGACCACUUCACAAACCUCUACCCACAGCUGAUUAAGAAGCCUUCCAUCGUGGAUAAAGUGCAGGAUUUUAUAGAGAAGCAAGAUCAGUGGACCCGGAAAAAUGUCAAAGAUUUUAAGGAUGAUCCAUUUUGGAGACAUACUGGCUAUGUUAUGGCACAAAUGGAUGGAUUAUAUAUGGGAGCAUUGAAGAGGGCUCAAUUAGAAGGGAAAAAGCCCCUGACCUUUUUCCAGAUUCAGUUCCUGAAUGCUGUUGGAGAUCUGUUGGAUCUGAUUCCCUCAUUCUUUCUCACAAAAAGCAGUAACCUGAAGUUUAUACACAGACCGGAAAUGGGACAUUGCUCUGCUCUCAUUAAGGUUCUUCCUGGAUUUGAGAAUAUCUUUUUUGCUCACUCAAGUUGGUACACGUAUGCAGCCAUGCUGAGGAUAUAUAAACACUGGAAUUUCAACAUCAAAGAUAAAGACACCAGCAGUAAACGUCUCUCUUUCAGCAGUUACCCAGGGUUUUUGGAGUCUCUGGAUGACUUUUACAUUCUUAGCAGUGGUUUGAUAUUGCUGCAGACCACAAACAGUGUGUUUAACAAAACUCUACUAAAGCAAGUGGUACCCCAGUCUCUCCUGGCCUGGCAAAGAGUCCGUGUAGCCAAUAUGAUGGCAAAUGGUGGUAGGAAGUGGGCAGAGAUCUUUUCAAAAUACAACUCUGGCACCUAUAACAAUCAAUACAUGGUCCUGGACCUGAAGAAGAUAGAGCCAACAUACAGCCUUGGCGAUGGCACUCUGUACAUUGUGGAACAAAUUCCGACUUAUGUCGAAUAUUCUGAACAAACUGGAGUUCUACGGAAAGGAUACUGGUCCUCCUACAACAUUCCUUUCCAUGAAAAAAUCUACAACUGGAGUGGCUAUCCACUGUUAGUUAAGAAGCUGGGUUUGGACUACUCUUAUGAAAUGGCUCCACGAGCCAAAAUCUUCCGGCGCGAUCAAGGAAAAGUGACUGAUAUGGCAUCUAUGAAAUAUAUCAUGCGAUACAACAAUUAUAAGGAGGAUCCUUAUAGUAACGGCGAUCCCUGUAAUACCAUCUGCUGCCGUGGGGACCUUGCCUCAGCUAACCCAAUCCCUGGAGGUUGCUAUGACACAAAGGUGGCAGACAUGUAUCUAGCAUCGGAGUACACAGCUUAUGCCAUUAGUGGUCCCACUGUACAAAAUGGCCUCCCUGUUUUUCACUGGAAUCGUUUCAACAAAACUCUCCAUCAUGGUAUGCCAGAGGCCUACAACUUUGAUUUUGUCACCAUGAGACCAAUUUUGAAACCUGACAGAAAUUGAAAGAUGGAGAUGAGUAAACAGAGGCUGCAAAUAAGAUACCAAAGGCAUUAUUUUAGCUAUAUUUUCCCUUCAGAAUUAAUCUUAAUAAAAUAUAAUAAAUUCAGUUUGUCACUCUAUACCACGGAUUCUGUUUUUAAUAGCACUGUAGAAGUAACAUUAAAUAUGACAAACAACGAUACCAGGCUUCAGCAUACAAGAUUAUGUACCACAAGAGGGUAGAACUGCUCCCUGGCUCACCGAAGUACAUAUUCCCUUUUUAUGCCUGGCCACAUGGUUAGACCCUAUUCUCCCAUGUUCCCUUAGGUAGUGGUGUUAGGUGACCAAGUUCUAGCCAGUAGAAUCAGAGGUGGAAUAAGUGCCAUUUCCAGACUCAGCACACAAGAACCUUUACUCUUCCAUGCUCCUUCCCCUUCCUCUAGCUGGAUAUCUCAACGACAAAGCCAUAGGGGAUGAUGGAGUUGUGAUUUUUCGGUUAUUAACAGGAAUUAGUUGAGUGUUUUGGUAGUGCAGGUUAGGUGUACAAUACAGCAAAGGCACAAACAACAAAAAAUAAGUUAACACUUAUCCAAUAUAGCAAGAGAACAUAUGGUACAUGCAGCCCACUAAAGAGUUCUUCCAUUAAUUAAAAGCACCGUAUCCUGUCGGGCAGCAGGUCUGCACGGAAACUUUUCUUUGAAUGUUGGAGAACUGCAUGUUGUUUUGAGAGCCAUAGAAUUACCAAGCAGGUUGAACAAACAUACUGUAUAGUAGUAUGUGGUUGUUAGUUGCCGUCAACUCCAACUCAUGGAGAGCCCAUGUGGACCCCCAUGUGUGCAGAGUAGAACUGCUCAGGGUUUUCAAGGCUGUGACGUUUUCAAAACAGAUUGCCAGGCCUGUCUUCCAAGGUGCCUCUGGAUGGGUUCGAACCGCCAACCUUUCAGCUAGUUGUCAGGUGAUUUUUAACAAAACGGGAGAUUUUCAAAACAGAAACACAAAGGCUGAGAACAAUCAGAAUGAAUCAAAGAGUACUCAGAAUGUUAAAAACCCAGUAGUUUAUUUCAAAGUAUAAAUUUCAGGCUUGCUGGACAAAAUCCCACUACAGUUAACACUUAUACAGACACCACUCUACUGUACACUUAAAAAAGAAAAAAAAAACCUUCAAAACCUAAUAAAAAUAGGGCAACUUACCCA